AUGUUAUCAACAUUGGCUUUGCUCGUAUCGUUGCCCUUCGGCGUGGAUGCUGCGGCAUUGCAACCUCGACUUGAUGACGGCGUAGCGAAAACACCACCCAUGGGGUGGAACAGUUAUAAUCAUUAUUCGUGUUCGCCCAACGAGACUAUCAUUCAGUCAAAUGCAAAGGCGCUAGUUGAUCUAGGCCUAGAUACACUCGGCUAUCGAUAUGUCGGAAUCGACUGUGGCUGGACAGUUGCCGAUCGUUUAUCGAAUGGAUCCCUAACUUGGAAUGAAACGUUGUUCCCCAGUGGUUUCCCUGCUCUUGGGCAGUAUAUCCAUGAUUUGGGUUUACUUUUUGGAGUCUACGAGGACGCAGGCAUCCAGACUUGCGGUACAGGUGUUGAGCAAGCGGGUAGUUUGUUUCACGAGCAACAAGAUGCAGCGACGUUCAUGUCUUGGAAUAUUGAUGCCCUGAAAUAUGACAAUUGUUACUCGGAGGAAGAUAAAGGAUAUCCAAACACAGACUACACACCAAGCACCUCCCCUCGCUCGCGUUACGCCAACAUGACCAAAGCCCUGGCUGCCGAGAAAAAGAAGGUCUUGUUUCAAAUAUGCGAAUGGGGGAUUGACUUCCCCGCCCUAUGGGCACCUUCAUUAGGUCACACUUGGCGCAUUGGAAAUGAUAUUAUUCCCGCAUGGCGGGCAAUUUUCCGAACGCUUAACCAAGCGGUUCCGCAAACGUCCUUUGCGGGACCUGGACAGUGGCCAGAUCUAGAUAUGAUGGAGGUCGGGAACAACGUCUUGACCACACCAGAGGAGCAAACACAUUUCUCGAUGUGGGCUAUUUUGAAAAGUCCACUUGUCAUUGGUGGUGCACUGAAAGACGAAUGGACUUCGAUCAGCGAUGCGUCUCUGUCCAUUCUAUCGAAUAAAGAUGUGGUUGGUUUUAAUCAAGACUCUCUUGGUCAAAGUGCCAGUCUUCGGCGUCGCUGGUCGGAUCAGGGAUACGAGGUUUGGAGCGGUCCUUUGUCUGGAGGACGAACGGUCGCGGCCGUUAUUAACUGGGCUGGCGAGGCCAGAGAUCUGACACUAAAUCUGGCGGAUAUUGGGCUGCAGUCUGCGGGUACUGUGAAGGAUAUCUGGAACCAGAAGACAUCCUCCAACGUGAAGACAACCUACACUGCAUCGGUUGAACCACAUGGCGUCAUUCUUCUGGAGCUGCAGGACACAGCCAAGGCAGGGACUUAUGCGAGCAAGGAUUUUGCAACAGUGAGCGGAAAGCAAACGACGUUCUCGUCGGUUUAUGCGAAUACCACCAGCCCGAAUCAUAGCAUCACAGUAGAGUUCACCAAUCCUGCUGCUUCAAAGACAACCAUCUUGGUUGAAUCAUCGUCGGAUACAGUAAAUGUUCCCGUCGCACGCUCAGCCCGAAGCGUAUCUGCGACAAUAUCGCUAACUGCUGGAUCCUCGAACGAUAUUAUCAUUACCUCGACUGCCUCAAUUAAAUCCAUCCAAAUUUCUUCCCCGUUAGGAACAUACUACCCCUGCACAUCCUUCACACUCGGCGGUUCUUCCAAGAUUGAGAAAUGUGACGCUGGCUUUUGUGCUCCUGUGGGAUCUAAGAUCGGCGACAUCAAUGCAGAAAAUACUGCGCAUGUCACUAUCCCGGCAACCCUCACUGGAGGGAACGCGGAAAGCAGCACUGCUUCCAAGUAUCUCGAGAUUGACUACAUCAAUAAUGAUAUCGCUCUUGCCACCAGUUGGGGUUGGGGAUCUAGUUCUAGGAACUUGACAAUCUCACUCAAUGGUGGAAGUCCCGUUCGGCUUGAAGUACCGUUAUCCGGUCGCCACAGUGAGCUAUUUGGUCCGGGUAAGGGGUGGUGGGACAGUUCAAAGCUGGGAAUUUUGAUUGAUGGUUGGAAGAAUGGCUCAAAUGACGUGGUCAUUGGGAACGAGGUUGCUGGGGAUGUGUCGCAGACUUACGGUGCGGACUUUGUCGGUCUGCGAUUUUAUGAUUAG
This is a messenger RNA of Penicillium soppii, 2001 nucleotides long. RefSeq names its product alpha-galactosidase D. Gene Ontology annotation, molecular function: hydrolase activity, hydrolyzing O-glycosyl compounds. Gene Ontology annotation, biological process: carbohydrate metabolic process. The record is from RefSeq and is a predicted model, not a curated record. The transcript has 5 exons. NCBI's taxonomy places the organism in Eukaryota, Fungi, Ascomycota, Eurotiomycetes, Eurotiales, Aspergillaceae. Bases 1 to 2001 code for a protein of 666 amino acids.